AUGAAUACCACACCGCAGCAGGUCCUCAACAUUGAGGAUGCACUGGUGUCGGAGGCCAACCCCGCGCGCCGCAAUGGCCCUCUCGACUACGAGCGCUGUGCAAGGCUACACAACUACCUGGUUGCGUAUGGAUGGAUGGCCCGCCACGGACAAGAGACACCCAAUCUCGACGAGUUAGCUAAUAAGGACAGCUAUCUAGACGACCUAGAACGAUUUGUUGUUAUUUAUGGUACUGUGCUUGAGUUGGGCUCGCAUUGUGUCGGCGUCGUCUAUGACCAGCACCUGCACCGCGCUGCUUUCCCAAUGACCGUUGAAAAUAUGGAUAGCGUGGAGCCGAUCGACGAGCAUUAG
Molecule: messenger RNA, 351 nt
Organism: Penicillium samsonianum
Lineage: Eukaryota; Fungi; Ascomycota; Eurotiomycetes; Eurotiales; Aspergillaceae
Exons: 2
Coding region: 1-351 (116 amino acids)
Source: RefSeq, a predicted model, not a curated record